This is a messenger RNA of Zymoseptoria tritici IPO323, 696 nucleotides long. RefSeq lists its product as uncharacterized. Bases 214 to 696 code for a protein of 160 amino acids. NCBI's taxonomy places the organism in Eukaryota, Fungi, Ascomycota, Dothideomycetes, Mycosphaerellales, Mycosphaerellaceae. The transcript has 3 exons. The record is from RefSeq and is a predicted model, not a curated record.
GCGACCCGCCGUUGUCGCCAGCUGUGAACCCGAGUGGCAUCAACGAUCUGACCCGCUGUAUAUACAGUCGCAUUUACCACGAUUUGCUCCCUUCGCAGCAUCUUCAAGCCGCAAUAGAGAUCGCGCCGCAUUUGCAUAAAAACACAAAGUUUCGCGGACGAUUUUGCGACCAGGCCACCCGUCGACAAAAACUUCCAAAGCAGACACGACGCCAUGGCCAUACUCGACAAAGCUAUCAACCGUGAUGGUUCGGGAGGUGUGAUUGGAGGUGUCGUACGCCUUGUGCUUCGCUUCUUUCAAUUCGUGCUGGCGCUCACUGUUGCGGGUCUUUACGGCGUGGACCUUCAGAGGGCCGACCAUGCCGAUGGCAAAUGGGUAUUUGCGGAAGUCGUGGCUGGACUCUCUGCUAUCACCAUCCUUCUAUACGCUGGUCUUUUCUUCAUACCGAGCCAAAAGCUGUUCCCCUGGGACUGGAUACUCUUUAUCCUCUGGACUGCCCUCUUUGGUCUCUUCGGCAACAUGUACAUCGGAGAAAAGCCAACCCCGGAGCAGCACGGCCUCCAAAGAAUGAAGAACGCUGUCUGGGUGGAUCUGACCAACAUGCUGUUAUGGUUGAUCACUGCGGUUUGGGGUACCGUGGUAUUCUUCCUGCAUCGCAGUGGCCGGACACUGCACACUGGUCGCGCCAAAGCCUAG